AGCACGAGAACUUUACUGAUGGUAAUAAGGCGCAUGGGUGAUGGCCUUUCUAAGAUUGUUAAGUCGACCGUCACACCAGUGGAAGAGACUACCAGUAGUAGUGUAUCAUCUACUUCAAGUGCUCUCGGUUCAAAGUUGAGUGGACUUGCCCAAAAAACCACUUUGGACUCAAAAACUCCACAAGCUCCAUUGUAUUCAAGAGAAAUAUCGCUUCCUAUCAACACCGGAACUAAGAGGACAUCAUCUUCUCCGAAUAAUUUACCACCAUGCAAGAAAUUUAAGCUCCUAACAGCUCACCCAGUGAAAAUAGACGAGGACUGGUAUGGGGAUCAAACCAUCAAUGAUUAUUUCAAGCUUAUUCGAAAUGAACACGUCAACGUUGCCACCUUCGACACUUUCUUUUUCCCCGCAUUAUCCUGUGGGGGAUAUGAGAAAGUGCGAAGGUGGACAAAAAAAGUUGACGUGUUCAGUAAAGAUUUGAUCCUCAUACCAGUCAACGAGAAUAAGCACUGGAGAUUAGUAGAAGUAAAGCCAAAAGAGAAAAUCCUGAAAUUGUAUGAUAGCUUCAAUAAGAACGACGAAAAGUGUCUGGCUGUAAUGAUGUAUUAUUUACAAAAUGAGUCCUUGGACAAAAGGGGCACCCCUUUAGUAGAACCAUGGACCAUUCAGCUUGGAGUAAGUCCGCAACAGCUCAAUAAGUACGACUGCGGGGUCUUCGUUUGUGAGAGCGCGAGGCGACUCGCCGCCGGCCAUACUCUGAGCUACUAUCAACACAUGGCUCAAACAAUAAGAAUUCGGAUAAAAAAUGAAAUCGAGGCAGGAAAACUUCAAUAGAUCUUGAGUAGCUAAACGGGUGGAGGUACUGAACACCAGGUAGGUGACGAGCCGAUUCCUGGUCGUGUACCUCCCCCGGAUAGCAAGAAGUUGGUUCUUCGAUUUCCGGAUCGUCUGCAAGACCCAGUGAACGGAGCUUGGCCUUGAAGUCCCCAUGAUCAGUGAUAGAAUUACACGACAUGAUGCCUCAGAUAGAGAGGAAUAGAUAAUCUUCGGGCAACGUUUGGGAAAAGUCUGUAUGUCCACCAGUUGCACAGAUGUCCCAUCUCGCUUGCAAACUGUCACUGAGAGCGAGCCGUUGUUCCCGUAGAGCCUGUCUUUGUCAGGAGGAUCAUGUCUUCGUAAUACCUUAAUUUCGACUCGGCAUCUUGUCAUUAUAUCAAGCGGCAAUGAUCUGGAGCGAGGCACCCGUUAGGCCGAUCAGAGAUCUCCUCUGCAGUUGGCAGAGUAUUUUACUAUCACGUCUGGACUCGGCAGCGAGUUACCAGAAUGGUACUCCGUAUAGGAUUCUGGGCAGGAAGACACAGUUACAGAAGAGCGCUAUAUUGCUUCUGUCACCUUGUGCCCAAUUUGUCACCGUAUGUCGCUCUGAGCCUGGUAAAGAGAUCCAGGUUUUAUUUCUUGAUUUCAGCCAAGUGCUGGCUGUACGAGAGAUCAGUCGCAACUGUGAU
Molecule: messenger RNA, 1505 nt
Organism: Adelges cooleyi (spruce gall adelgid)
Lineage: Eukaryota; Metazoa; Arthropoda; Insecta; Hemiptera; Adelgidae
Product: sentrin-specific protease 2-like
Exons: 2
Coding region: 19-834 (271 amino acids)
Biological process (GO): protein desumoylation
Cellular component (GO): nucleus
Molecular function (GO): deSUMOylase activity
Source: RefSeq, a predicted model, not a curated record